Molecule: messenger RNA, 9925 nt
Organism: Coregonus sp. 'balchen'
Lineage: Eukaryota; Metazoa; Chordata; Actinopteri; Salmoniformes; Salmonidae
Source: the annotation of a GenBank genome assembly
AUGGGGGUGGGUGGUAUUAUUGCUGGAAGGCUUCGUAGGUCCCGAUAUGGGGGGUGGGGGGGUUAUUAACUGGAAGGCUUCUAGGUCCGGUAUGGGGGUGGGUGAUUAUUGAUGGAAGGCUUCGUAGGGUCCGGUAUGGGGGUGGGUGGUUGGUUUUAUUGACUGGAAGGCUUCGUAGGUCCGGUAUGGGGGUGGGGUGGUGGUAUUAUUUGACGGGAAAGGCUUCGUAGGCCCGGGUUAUGGGGGGUGGUGGGUGUAUUAUUGACUGGAAGGCUUCGUAGGUCCGGUAAUGGGGGUGGGUGGUUGGUAUUAUUGACUGGAAGGUUUCGUAGGUCCGGUUGGGGGUGGGGUGGUAUUAUUGACUGGAAGGCUUCGAGGUCCGGUAUGGGGGUGGGGGUAUUUUACUGAAGGCUUCUAUCCAGGGUGGUGGUUGGUUUAUUACUGGAAGUUUCCCUAGGUCCGGUAUGGGGUGGGUGGUAUAAUGACUGGAAGGCUUCUAGGUCCGGUAUGGGGGGGGGGGUGGAAAAUUAUUGACUGAAUGCCUCGUAGGUCGGUAGGGGGGUGGGUGGUAUUAUUGACUGGAAGGCUUCUUAGGUCCGGGUAUGGGGUGGGUGGUGGUAUUAAUGACUGGAAGGCUUCGUAGGUCCGGUAUGGGGGGGGGGGGGGGGGUGGUAUUAUUGGCUGGAAGGCUUCGUAGGUCCGGUAUGGGGUGGGUGUAUUAUUGACUGGAAGGCUUCGUAGGUCCGGUAUGGGGGUGGGUGGUGGUAUUAUUUGGACUGGAAGGCUUCGUAGGUCCGUAUGGGGGGGUGGGGGGGUUUGUAUUAUUGACUGGAAGGCCUUAGAGGUCCGGGUAUUGGGGGGGGGGUGGUAUAUUGACGGGGUGUGGGGUAUGGGGGGGUGGUAUUAUUGGACUGGGAAGGUCCGUAGGUCCGGUAUGGGGGGGUGGGUGGGGUAUUAUUGACUGGAAGGCUUCGUAGGUCGGUAUGGGGUGUGGUGGGUGGUAUUAUUGACUGGAAGGCUUCGUAGGUCCGGUAUGGGGGGGGGUGGGUGGUAUAUUUGACUGGAAGGUUCGAGGUCCGGUAUGGGGGUGGGUGUGGUAUUAUUGACUGGAAGGCUUCGUAGGUCCGGUAUGGGGGGUGGGUGGUAUUAUUGACUGGAAGGCUUCGUAGGUCCGGUAUGGGGUUGGGUGGGGUGGUCUUAUUGACUGGAAGGCUUCGUAGGUCCGGUAUGGGGGUGGGUGGUGGUAUUAUUGACUGGAAGGCUUCGUAGGUCCGGUAUGGGGGGGUGGGUGGUAUUAUUGACUGGAAGGCUUCGUAGGUCCGGUAUGGGGGGGGUGGGUGGUAUUAUUGACUGGAAGGCUUCGUAGGUCCGGUAUGGGGGUGGGUGGUUGGUAUUAUUGACUGGAAGGCUUCGUAGGUCCGGUAUGGGGGGGGGUGGUAUUAUUGACUGGAAGGCUUCGUAGGUCCGGUAUGGGGUGGGUGGAUUAUUGACUGGAAGGCUUCGUAGGUCCGGUAUGGGGGGUGGGGGGGGUAUUAUUGACUGGAAGGCUUCGUAGGUCCGAUAUGGGGGUGGGGGUAUUAUUGACUGGAAGGCUUCGUAGGCCCGGGUUUAUGGGGGGUGGGUGGUAUUUGACUGGAAGGCUUCGUAGGUCCGGUAUGGGGGUGGGUGGGUGGUAUUAUUGACUGGAAGGCUUUCGUAGGUCCGGAAAUGGGGGUGGGUGGGUGGUAUUAUUAAACUGGAAGGCUUCGUAGGUCCGGUAUGGGGGUGGGUGGGUGGUAUUAUUGACUGGAAGGCUUCGUAGGUCCCGGUAGGGGGUGGGUGUUGGUAUUAUUGACUGGAAGGUUUCGUAGGUCCGGUAUGGGGGUGGGUUGGUAUUAUGAGGAGGCUUCGUAGGUCCGGUAUGGGGGGGUGGGUGGUAUUAUUGACUGGAAGGCUUCGUAGGUCCGGUAUGGGGGGGGGUGGGUGGUAUUAUUGACUGGAAGGCUUCGUAGGUCCGUGGUAUGGGGGGUGGGUGGUAUUAUUGACUGGAAGGCUUCGUAGGUCGGUUAUGGGGGUGGGUGGGUGGUAUUAUUGACUGGAAGGCUUCGUAGGUCCGGUAUGGGGGUGGGUGGGUAUUAUUGACUGGAAGGACUUCGUAGGGUCCGGUAUGGGGGGUGGGUGGGUGGGUAUUAUUGACUGGAAGGCUUCGUAGGUCCGGUAUGGGGGGGGGGGGGGUGGUAUUAUUGGCUGGAAGGCUUCGUAGGUCCGGUAUGGGGGUGGGUGGUAUUAUUGACUGGAAGGCUUCGUAGGUCCGGUAUGGGGGUGGGUGGGUGGUAUUAUUGACUGGAAGGCUUCGUAGGUCCGGUAUGGGGGUGGGGGGGUGGUAUUAUUUGACUGAAGGCUUCGUAGGUCCGGUAUGGGGGGGUGGGUGGUAUUAUUGAACGGAAGGCUUCGUAGGUCCGGUAAUGGGGGUGGGUGGUAUUAUUGACUGGAAGGCUUCGUAGGUCCGGUAGGGGGUGGGUGGGUGGUAUUAUUGACGGGAAGGGCUUCGUGGGUUUUCCGGUAUGGGGGUGGGUGGUUGGUAUUUUUUGACUGGAAGCUUCGUAGGUCCGGUUGGGGUGGGUGGUUGGUUUUAUUGACUGGAAGGCUUCGUAGGUCCGGUAUGGGGGGGGGGUGGUAUUAUUGACUGGAAGGCUUCGUAGGUCCGGUAUGGGGGUGGGUGGUAUUAUUGACUGGAAGGCUUCGUAGGUCCGGUAUGGGGGGGGGUGGGGUAUUAUUGACGGGAAGGUUUCGUGGGUUUCCGGUAUGGGGGUGGGUGGUUAUUUUUGCUGGAAGGCUUCGUGGGUUUCCCGGUAUGGGGGUGGUGGUGGUAUUAUUGACUGGAAGGCUUCGUAGGUCCGGUAUGGGGGGGUGGGUUGGUAUUAUUGACUGGAAGGCUUGUAGGUCCGGUAUGGGGGUGGGGGGUAUUAUUUGACUUGGAAGGCUUCUGUGGGUCCGGUAUGGGGGGUGGGUGGGGGGUUAUUAUUGACGGGAAAGGGCUUCGUAGGUCCGGUAUGGGGGGGGUGGUUGGUAUUAUUGACUGGAAGGUUCGUAGGGUCCGGUAGGGGGUGUGGGGGGGGUGGUAUUAUUGAUUUGGAAGCUUCGUAGGUCCGGUAUGGGGGGUGGGUGGUUGUAUUAUUGCUGGAAGGCUUCGGGGUUUCCGGUAUGGGGGGGGGUGUUAUUAUUGACGGGAAGGCUUCGUAGGUCCGGAAAUGGGGGUGGGUGGUUGGUAUUAUUGACUGGAAGGCUUCGUAGGUCCGGUAUGGGGGUGGGUGGUAUUAUUGACUGGAAGGCUUCGUAGGUCCGGUAUGGGGGUGGGUGGUAGGUCCGGUAUGGGGGUGGGUGGUAGGUCCGGUAUGGGGGUGGGUGGUUGGUCCGGUAUGGGGGUGGGUGGUAGGUCCGGUAUGGGGGUGGGUGGUAUUAUUUAAAGCGAUAUUUGACCAGUACUCUCAUGUCUUUUUAUUAUCUGUUUACAUCACUUAUUCUUGGGUGAUCUCAUUAGGAAUAUACCAGUGAUGUAGUGGGAGAAAUAGGUGGGUAAACUCUGAUCACCGUUCGCUGUGAGUAAAGUAACUCUCCCUAUACUUUAAAUGCAUUUUUUUUUUUUUUGCAAAAGAUGGGUAAACGUUAGCGCAACAAAAAAGAAAGUACGUAAACGGCGUUGACCUGCGUUCGCCCUCCACUACACCACUGGAAUCUACGGUAUAAAUGCUUGAAUGAUCUCACCAUUUCUUCUCUCUCUCUCUCUCUCUCUCUAACCUGUAGAUGUCUGCCAUCGACGGUAAGGAUGCGGUGGAUAUCGUGUGUAACACGGAGAGUGAGGAGAGAGAUGAGACGCUUCUGUCCCUCUGCAGAGCCUUCCUCUCUCAGCAACUACACAGAGGAGACAUGUAUCGCGUGUGGUGAGGCUCUUCACUUUUCAACACACUUCAUACCUGUCCGUGUUCUACGUCAGGGGCCGUAUGGAUCAAGAAUUUCAGAGUUGGGAGUGGUGAUUUUAGGAUCCGUUUUCCCCUUUUUAGAUCACAAUUUAAUACGAUUUACAAGGAAAGGGGGGGGCCUGAUCCUAGAUCAGCGCUUUUACUCUUGACUCUUGAUUGAUCAUGUUGCGUCCUUACAUGCUCCAACAGAGUUCUGCUGACGGUACCAGAGGUAGAGAUAAUAGCCGACCCAUGUCUCCCCAGAUACUCUCUCUGCUGACGGUACCAGGGGUAGAGAUGAUAGCCGACCCACGUCUCCCCAGAUACUCUCUCUGCUGACGUACCCAGAGGUGAGAGAUGUAAGCCGACCCAUGUUAUCCCCCAGAUACUCUCUCUGCUGAACGGUCCCAGAGGUAGAGAUAAUAGCCGGACCCCACGUCUCCCCAGAUACUCUCUCUGCUGACGGUAACCAGAGGUAGAGAUUAAUCGCCGACCCACGUCUCCCCAGAAUACUCUCUCCUGACCCAGGUAGUAUACCCCCCCCGUCUCCCCAGAUACUCCUCUCUGCUGACGGUUACCAGAGGUAGAGGAUAAAUAGACCGACCCAUGUCUCCCCAGAUACUCUCUCUGCCUGACGGUACCAAGAGGUUAGAGAUGAUAGCUGACCCAUGUCUCCCCAGAUACCUCUCGUCUGCUGGACGGUAACAGAGGUAGAGAUAAUAGCUGACCCAUGUCUCCCCAGAUACUCUCUCUGCUGACGGUACCAGAGGUAGAGAUAAUAGCCGACCCAUGUCUCCCCAGAUACUCUCUCUGCUGACGGUACCAGAGGUAGAGAUAAUAGCCGACCCACGUCUCCCCAGAUACUCUCUCUGCUGACGGUACCAGAGGUAGAGAUAAUAGCCGACCCUGUCUCCCCAGAUACUCUCUCUGCUGACGGUACCAGAGGUAGAGAUAUAGCUGCCCUGUCUCCCCAGAUACUCUUCUCUGCUGACGGGACCAAGGUAGAGAUAAUAGCUGACCUGUCUCCCCAGAUACUCUCUCCGCGACGGUACCAGAGGUUAGAGAUAAUUUGCCGACCCAUGUCUCCCCAGAUACUCUCUCUGCUGACGGUACCAGGUAGAGAUAAUAGCUGACCCAUGUCUCCCCAGAUAUCUCUCUGCUGACGGUACCAAGGUAGAGAUAAUGCUGACCCAUGUCUCCCCAGAUACCCCUCUCUUGCUGACGGUACCAGAGGUAGAGAUAAUAGCUGACCCACGUCUCCCCAGAUACUCUCUCUGCUGACGGUACCAGAGGUAGAGAUAAUAGCUGACCCAUGUCUCCCCAGAUACUCUCUCUGCUGACGGUACCAGAGGUAGAGAUAAUAGCCGACCCAUGUCUCCCCAGAUACUCUCUCUGCUGACGGUACCAGAGGUAGAGAUGAUAGCCGACCCACGUCUCCCCAGAUACUCUCUCUGCUCUGUCAUUUCAGACCUCUUGUUCCUGGAUUUACAAACAGAUGUUUUUAGGAUUAAUUAACAAACAGGGAUAUUUGGAUACAGUAAUUGCUAGGCUUAAGCUGAUGUCACAUGAUGUGGACGCAAUUUAUGUUGCUUGCACAUAGUUGCAUCUGGGUUGCGCUGUGUCACCCCCCCCCAAAAAGAAAGAAUUGCCUGCAACUUGGUUGCGUUGCAUCGCAAGAGAUAGAAAUCAAUCCUAUUUCACGCAGCUGACUUUAUGCAAUGUCGGAUCAGUGAGCAGAAACGAGUUGGCUUGACUGGUCAUAUUGUUCCGUUUGGGAACUCUGACCCAGUUGUCGUAGCUGUCGGUGCUGCUGCAAACUGCGACAGAAGAGUCAUGCCAAAUGGGUAAUCUAGAAAACAUCGUAGACAGCAGCAUGGCUAGUCAUGGGGAACAUUGGUCUGGGCAGUCCGUCACGUUUAGAAGUGAAGGCAGACCUUUUCUCCGUCCAGUUUCAACAUGAACGGCGCUAGCUAGCUUAGCUCAUCGCAUUCAUGAAACCAUGAUUUGAUGGAUGACAGGAUUGGAUGUUACGUGCAAUUUCAAUUGCGUUUUUUUUGAAUUUCUUUGUGUGUCAGCGAAGUUGCUUGAGAUGUCGCUUGCGUCUGAACAGGAAUUGCGUCCAAAUUGCUUCGUGUGACACAGGCUUUACAAUUGAAGUGCAGAUAUUUGAUUUAUUCUGCUUGUUCUUUGGUGUUAUGGGUUACCAGGUUACUGUUCAGCACCUUGUGAUAACUGGUCACAUAAAAUGGCUUUAUAGAAGACAUUGGAUUGAUUUGAUCUUUAACCACUUUCUUCUCCCCCAUGGGGAUCUGAUUUAGAAACAGGUUUUUAUUUCAGCCGGCUAAUGAAUAAAACUGCGACCUUUUUGACACCGUAAUAACUAACCUUAUUAAUGAAGUGAUUUUAUAAUUGUAUUUAAUCACUUUCUCUUCCUCUACAGGGAUCUGGUGUUCAUAUGGAGUAAACUCCAUCUGCGGGUCAACCCUUCCAAACAGGUCUUCCUGGAAGAGAGCCAUCGGCUGAUGCUGUCCGCCACCAACAUCAAAUCAAUAUUCCCUUUCAUGAGAGUGAUCCUUGCAGAGGUGAGCCGGGGAACUCGUGGGACUGUUGAUUGGCUUUAUUUAUUUGUUGCUCAAAUUACUGCGGACAUUAUUUUUUAUUUUAUUUUUAGAUGUAAUGGAGUCGUUGUAGUGUAGAGGAUUAUGUCAAGUUGCUUUGAUUUGGGUUUUUAGCUAGUUAAGGUGGCUUGGCUUAGUUCAGAGUUUAUUUUAUUUGUUUUAUGUUUGUUGAGGAGAAUAUUUGUGAUGUGUUUGCUUCCUGUUUUUUUUACACGUCAGAGCCAUGUUUUUUUCCAUUGUGUUUCAUCUGAUAACUGCAUACUAGAGAUAUGAAUAGAAGCCAGGCUUUUUUUUUUGUGUUGACUGAAAAAUUGUGCUGAACUGACAAACAUACCGUCAGCUUACAUGAUCCCGGGGUGCGUCUCAAAUGGGCCCCCUAUUUAUGGGCCCUGGUAAAAGAUAGUGCACAUGUAUGUGUAUAGGGAAUAGUGUUCCGUUUGGGACGCAGCCCUGAUCAUGAUUAGGCCUCCUCUUUCUCUUUUUAGUGUGAUCGUUUUCUAUGUACAGUCAAAAAAUGGACGCCCUUGAUUUAAAGAUGCGCGACAAAGACUGUAUAUAUAUAUAUAUACGAUGCAAAUACCGAGCUAUAUUGUACGCUCCAAAACCAUUUUGAUAGUAUUUUAUACUAAUACAAUUGCUCAGGGAAAGAUUGAGUUUAACAAGUACUAUUUAUUUUCAAAAUUAUUGGCACCCCUGUUUUUUUUUUUCCCAAUACCUUUCAAUACCUCAACUUGCGAGUAUAAUAUAACGGCACUGAGUCUUUUUCUAUGUAGGUAUGGGGUUAUUUUCUGCUUAUGCAUCCUUUAUUUUUUUCGACACCAAACCCACCCCUGUUGUGCACCUCUAUUUUCAUGUCAUCCAACAAAUAUAAACGGCGUAAGGCCUUUAGAACCUAGAAGAACCUUUUGAAUCUCCGGACCAACUGCCUGCUAAACGGCACUUGGAUUGGAACCGGUGCUUUGGUCAGAUGACAAUGAAAAUAGAGGUCUUUGGCCAGGCACAGCAGUGGUGGGUUUGGAGUCGAAAUAAGGAUGCAUGAGUAGAACAUAACAGUAAAGUACGGUGGUGGAUCUUUUGAUGUUACGGGGCUGUUUUCCUUCCACUGGGCCCUAGGGGCCCUUGUUAAGGUCAACAGCAUCUUGAACCAGGACAUUUUAGCCCAAAAUCUGGUUGCCUCCACAAGGAGGCUAAAACUUUUGCUGCAAGUGGAUCUUCCAGCAAGACGACAACCCCAAGCACACAUCCAUAAUUCACAAAGAAAUGGUUAAUUGACCACAAUCUACAUUUUAGCAAUGGCCAUCUCAGUCUCCGGACCUUGAACCCCCAUUGGAAAAAGGAUCUGGAAAGAUUCUGUAUGGAGGAGUGAUCUAAGAUUCAUCCCAAUGUGUUCCUGCAAUCUUAUCAAACCUUUUUUUUUUUUUUGAAAAGGAUCCGUGCCGUUAUCCUCGCAAGGUGAGGUAUUGACAACCGGCCAAUCAUUUGGACCCUAUCUUUUUGAGACCCAAAAAAAUAUUAUUGUAUUAGUAUAAAAUAAUAUUUGACUUUUUUUUGUGGUUGCAUACAAUAUAGCUCAGUAUUUGUAUUAGUUUGAUGGUAUUCUUUGCUCUUUUUUUUUAUCAAGGGUGGCAAUAAUUUUGGACCUGACUGUGUGUAUCUAUAUGUCUGUGUGUGUGUGUGUAGCAGGGGUAAUUCAUUGACCCCUUCUGUUGUAUUUCUCUCUUGCUCUCCCCAGCUGGGGAAGGAUGGUCUCCAGUUCUGUGUGGAGCUCUGCACCCACGCCCUCCAGACGAACCCCUGCGACUCCGCCACCAAGUCCCUCAUCUACAAGACGGUGGCCUACCUCCUCCCCAACGACCUGGAGGUCUGCCGGGCCUGCGCCCUCCUCGUCUUCUUCCUGGAGCGCACCGUGGAGGCCUACAAAACUGUCCUCCUCCUCUACACCCACCCCGACCAGGAGUACAACGCCGAGGCCGGCCCCAUCGGAAACCACAUCCGCUUUGAGAUCCUCCAGACCCUGAAGAGAGGCCUCUACUUCGACCCGGAGUUCUGGAACCUUUUGAAUCUCCGGACCAACUGCCUGAAGCUGAUGAGCGAGAAGAAGGCGGCGUUGGCAAGGAUGGUGGAGGAGGAGGAGGAGAUGGGUGGGUGUCCAACUACUGCACCACCACCACCACCACCACCACCAAAGAGCCCUGUCGCGGCCGGAGUGCUGACCUGUCUGAGCGCGUGCAGACUAAACACGUAGAGAUUAAACCGGCUAAACCAGCACAGAAACACGUUCAGAUUAAACCCUUUCACCAGGUAACGGCGCCCAAAAGGCGGUUCCAAAAAGAAGAGAAGAAUCACAUUUCGACGGCGCCGGUGGCGGCCAAACGUGUCAAAGCUCAAAGGUUGGAAAAGACCGUAGAAAAUACCUCUGUCGAGCCGCGGCAGCCGCCUGUUAAUCAUGUGACGGCGAAAGCUAAGACGGAGAAGCCGGCUGAACCCCCUGAAGUUGAGGAACAACCCGUAUUAAAAAGAAGAGGAAGGAAGCCUGGGCCGAAGCCGGGACCGCGGUCGCCUGCGAGAGCGACGGAGUCCUCAGCCGAGACCGCCUCUGUCAGACGGUCCUUCAGACAACUGGACAUGGCGCAGGAGAACCUGGCCAGGCAAGUCGGUCACGGACAACACAGGCACAUGACCAGACUCUCAGAGAAGAAACCUCCGAAACGGCGGGGCAGGAAACCCCGUUGGCUACUGGAAGGCACGUUCCAGGCUGAGAACAGCGCUCCCCGGACGGGUCGCCAACCGGGCAGGAAACCCCCGCGGCAGAAGACCCAGCAGACGCCAGCGGAGAAGACUGGUGCCGCUGUCAACGAAAGCGCAGCCGGACAAAAGGACGCCGCGACGUCGCAAAAUAAAACUGCGGCCGCUCGUCUGACAGCGCCGAGGGAACAGGAAGGUAAACGUCGGGAGGAGACUCCUGCUACCAACCGCCUGCCGGCAGCGGCUCCUGCUUCUGACUUGAAGCUGGAGGUCUCCUUACCUGACAACGAAGUGAUCGGGGUCUUCCCUGAGGACUCUCUCAGUAGGCGAGGACUGGUGACUCCAAACUGUGACGAGUCUAAGGCGCCAAUCCAGGCACAGUAUCAGGUGAAGCAUCGACUCGGAGAGGAGUUUAUCCUUUCCACUCAGAACGCCAGUCUCUUCAUACAGCGGUUGCACAGCUACGCCCAGACGCCCAAUGCGGAAGGUGUCACGUUGAACGCUGAGACCUGUUUGUUGAAAGCGACGGAUUUCCGUCCCUCCCUAAACCAAAGUUGUCUGCCGGUGCUAGGGCGACGCUUCAGGGUUAUUUUACCAGACGUCCGCAACGGAAAUGGAAGUUGA